CGCACUUUCCUUCUAAGCCUGAAGCAUUACUUUUAGCCGUACAAAAACUCAAACACAUUCCUUUACGAUGUAUACCUUUCAGCAAGCGGCUGAUGCUGCUCGCUUAUGUAUGCAAGAGAUCACUGAACGAGGCCUUGACGAACGAAAGAUUCUUUUGAAGACAGAACAAAGCAGCUUCCUACUGAACAAGUUCAUGAAGGAAAAAGUAUGUGACAUACAUGAUUUGCGAUGUGAAAGCAUUCACAGGGUAGCAACGUUGAUGAAAGACAUACUCUGGUUAUGUCCUGAUCGGAUUAUCUCCCGCAAAGCAUGGAGAAGCAUUAAUUAUCAAACUAUCACGACAGCCUGUAUGAUUGAGAACUUGGGAAAUAUUAUUAGCCACGAUGCCAUGGCUUUUGUUCUGGAAAUGAUGGAUUUCCUACUCAAAGUGAUGAAUCACAAAUCUCGCAAUAUUAUGACUGCCCGACGAUUGGGUGAAGCCAUGGGCAAAGUGACAUUUGGGCCCAGAGAUUGCAAUCAUAUGAUGGCUGAACGUUGCAGCAACUUGGUCACCAAGCUCUUGAUCGAGCGUUCAAGAAAGGGGUAUGCCAACUACAGUCCAACCCUUUAUUGUCUCGACAAAGCCGGCAGCCCAGUCAUAGCGGAGAGAAGCGCGCGACUGGCCAGCAAAAAAUCAUUUGAACGAAUAGCACAGCGAACUAAUGACUGGAGUAAAAAUCUGAACGGCGUAACUGAAUUGUUUGAUCCGUCUUUCAACUCUGACCUGCAGGAUGAACUUCAAUAUAUUAGUAUCUUUAGCACCGAACUAUCGCCUGAAGAAAUGGAAUUCGGUGACCCGACCUUGGUCCGUAUGGUUCAUAAUAUAAAUGAGAACUGUAAAGUGAUGCAAUGCGAUGACUCGAUUGAUUCCGACAGUGGACUAUCUUACGACUACAGCGAUACCAUUGUCAAUGAAUUGGAGAUUAGAGACUUACCGUCUUUCGACACGUCCAAUACCGUCCACAUGUAUUGCAACAAGAAGCAAUCAAAACGCCUCACCUGGUCCCUUGGCGAAGCCCUUGGCUUAAAACCAUCCAGCCCUAAAAAAUCAAAGGAAAUGUUGGAUAAGAACAAGAUGAGACCAAAGAGCUUGAUCACAGGUGUCAAUCGUCAGAUCACUCGUAUACGCAGUCUCAAAAACCUAAGCCUAGUAUAAUUGUAAGAUGCAGCCUGCUGCUUUUAUCAAAUCCCCAUUGGUCUUUUUUUUUCUUCUUUUACCAUCCAGAUCUUAUUCACUCCUUACGUAUAUCCCACUGCCUGCCUAUGAUAGCAUAUACCGUAUUCUUCUUUUCCUUAUUGCCUAUAUUAAUAUAUCGUUUUGUUGAGCGCUUCCACCCAAC
This is a messenger RNA of Umbelopsis ramanniana AG, 1379 nucleotides long. RefSeq lists its product as uncharacterized. The record is from RefSeq and is a predicted model, not a curated record. Lineage: Eukaryota; Fungi; Mucoromycota; Umbelopsidomycetes; Umbelopsidales; Umbelopsidaceae. The transcript has 4 exons. Gene Ontology annotation, biological process: signal transduction. The coding region runs from base 68 to 1195 and encodes 375 amino acids.